GCUCUUUGGUUUCAGCAGGUUUCCUCACUUGGUUCUGUCUAGCUGUCACAUCGGCUGCGUUCUGUGACGUCUUCAGACUAAAUCAUUUCUACAGGAAUUCAGUAACAUACAAAGGAUGAAGUGGUGGAUCCUCUGGUGGCUUCUCCUGUCUCAUGACAUCAUCUUUAAAAAUCACACUUGUGGUCAGUGUAACAAUAACACCCCCAAAAAAUGUUCACAACGUGGAAGGUGCAACAGAUGUUGUUCUAAGGGAAAUAACCCAAAGAGUGAGGAGGCCAAACGUUGUAUGGAGAAUGUAACGAAAUUUUUCACAAAAGGAAACAAACGUGACUCUAUCAACGCCAUUGAGGAUCUAGAAAAUUUUCUAGAGGAAACUGAAGUGGAUGAUAUUACAUUCAUGUCUGUCGAUAAUUUGGUGGCUGCCCUGCACAAACCCAAAGGCUCCUUUGAAGGCCUUGAAAUUUAUGCCAGUGAGAAUCAGGCAUCAGACAAGCCUGUCGCCAACAGCAAAGUGAGAGUUCAACUGCCGAAAGGGUUGGAUGUUGGAUCAGACAACACAAUUGUGCUUUGCUCGCUUCCCUGGCCGGAAACAAACGUGACCAUACCCGGAGCCUCAGGUCAACUGUAUGAGAACAGAAUGCAUGGCUUAAGUGUGCAUCUCAAGAGUAUUUCAGGACUACAGGAGCGUGUCAACAUCACCAUGAAUCUGACUACAGCCAUAAAUGAUAACCAAACUGUGCCCAUAUGUGUGUUCUAUAAUUUUUUAAGUGAUGAAUAUAGCAACAAUGGCUGCCUAACCCUGUGGGUACAUGGUCAGGAUAACAUCACCUGCUCCUGUGACCACCUCACAUACUUUGGUGUGCUUGUGGUGUCUGAGAUCCCCUCACCUGAAGACCAGGAGAUUCUGACAUACAUUAGUGUGAUUGGCUGCGGCCUUUCUCUAUUUUCCCUGGUUAUCACUGUUUUGCUCUUCUUCACAAAUAGAAAACUCAGAGGAGAUGUCUCUAUGAGGAUCCACAUCAGCCUCGUCUUUGCCCUGAUCCUACUCAACCUACACUUCCUCCUCAGUCAGAUAGUGACAGAACAGUCCCCUUCUAAGGCAAACCCCACAGUGGGACUGUCCCUCCCCAAUGAGACAGUGACAGAACAGUCUCCCUCUAAGGCAAACCACACAGAGUUUGCCUUAGAGGGAGACUUCCUCCCCAAUGUGACAGAACAGCCCCCCUCUGGGGUUUGCCUUUACAUCGCUAUUUCUCUUCACUACUCUCUGUUGGCCAGUUUCACCUGGAUGGCCUUGGAGGGGUUCCACAUCUACCUUCUCUUAGUUAGAGUCUUCAAUAUCUAUGUCAGGAGAUAUGUGCUCAAACUCAGUGUGGUGGGAUGGGGUAUUCCUGCAGUCAUUGUGUCUCUGGUGGCCAUCAUAGACAUAAAGUCAUAUCGUAAUUUCGUUCUGGACCCGCCUAACAGCACCUCAAUAUGCUUUGUCACUGGUACAGCAAAGACGGUGACUGUAGUGGGAGCCCUCUUUUUGGUGUUCACCUCGAAUGUCAUCUUGAUAGGGAUGGCAAUCAGACGUGUUUUGAGUCUCCGCCAAAGAACAGAGGGUAACAUUGGCACCACAAAGCGAGACAUCUGUACCUUGCUGGGAGUGUCCACUCUGUUUGGUGUGGCCUGGGGGCUGGCCUUCUUCUCAUUUGGCUACCUGAACACUACAGGCCUCUACCUCUUCUGCAUCCUGAAUUCACUGCAAGGUUUCUUCAUCUUCCUGUGGUUUGUGAUGUCUUUGAGAAAGAAUAGAAGCUCCGCUACUACCACUACCACUACCACUGAAGCACAUAGCUCCAACCGUUGAGCCUAAACUCAGCUCAUUACACCAAGACAUUUGUGUGUGUGGGAGGGGUGGAUACUUUUGACAUACUUAUUUCUAAAUUACAUUCUGUACAUCAUGUACAACAACAUGGCAUAGAACCAAUCAUACUACCUGGUAAUGACUCAUGCAAGCUAAUAUAUAAUAUUAAUUGUAAAAUACUUCAGCAGCUCGCAGUUUCAGAUCUUUUUUUAGUGCCGCGUCAUUAGUAUACCCUGCUGUGCUUAUAAAAGUGUUGUGGUGAGGGGUUUAUUUAUUCAUCCACUGGGCAAAAGACAGAAAAACACGCUCACAUCUAUCGGCAAUUGUCCUACUUCACCCUUUCUGUUCACAUCUGUGUGAACAUAAGAGCUCGUAAACUCUUUACAGAGUAAGACUCCCUACAGAAAAGCCAGAACUGAGAUCCCAGAAUGGCUGAAGGCUUAUAUGUCAGUAUACCUAAUACCAAUGACAGCUGGAAACUUUAGUCUUUAGUGGUUUUCCCCAUCAUUACAUGUUUGUAUAUUAUAUUAUUUUAUUUCUGUUGACAUAUAAAAAUGAACCUCACCUGUAAUAAUUUGGUUGCUCUGAUGAAAAAAAAAAUUUGCAUAAAAAAAAUACCCCCCGCAGACCAAACACAGGCACUGCUGUGUUUCACUUUAUCUCUCCCUUCAUGAGCACAGCUUACUAGCAUUUGUCUGGUUGAUCCUGUUCACUCUAGUGGUAAGAGAGUACUACUCUAUAUCCACUGGCUAAUAAUGUAAGUCUUGUUUUUUUUCUUCUUUUUUUUCCUUUAAUAGGAUGUAUCAGGUGUGUUACUGUGAUGGUAUUGUGAAAUUACCUGUUAAAUUCAUCAAAAUGACAGAGUAAUUUUGGUCAGCGUAAUCAAACUAAUGAAGUUGAACGUUUUAAUUCGUUUUGUAGAUAUACUGUUGAUUUGAAAGAAAUCCUGGUGAUGGGCUUCAAAGGUGGAACUGUACAAAAGAUUUUCCUGUAUUUGGCCAACAGUAGAGUAAGACUCGAAAAGCCAUAGCAACUAUGUCUGAUGUUUUGAAUGUUUCUGAGUUUUGAAUUUUAGUUUUUUGUGGUGUUUCCAUUAGAAGAACUGGCCCCAUAUUUGCCUUUGUAAUUGCGAAGUGGACUGGUGUUCUUUGUACAAGGAUUAAAAUCUUUUUCUUUC
Toxotes jaculatrix (banded archerfish) is the source of this 3026-nucleotide messenger RNA. Its product is annotated as adhesion G-protein coupled receptor G2-like. Gene Ontology annotation, biological process: adenylate cyclase-activating G protein-coupled receptor signaling pathway; cell surface receptor signaling pathway. Gene Ontology annotation, molecular function: G protein-coupled receptor activity. Bases 116 to 1852 code for a protein of 578 amino acids. The record is from RefSeq and is a predicted model, not a curated record. Gene Ontology annotation, cellular component: membrane. The transcript has 14 exons. NCBI's taxonomy places the organism in Eukaryota, Metazoa, Chordata, Actinopteri, Toxotidae.